AGCAUUACUCCGAGAGAAAGGCAUCGACCCCAACCAAGUUACGGGUACUUCAGAGCCUGAGCAUCAACCCAAGAUCACAGAAAGCCGCUCAGAGGGACCUGAAGCACACUGGAUAUUGCCGUUACAAUCAACAAUCUUCAAGCCCCGGCUUCUGCAAGGCCAGGAGGGCACAGAGCUCGUUGACAAAUACACCACACUGAAGCGGGUCUGGAAGACGACUCUGGGAAUGAUUCAAGCGACCAUAAAAUGGCAAAUGAUGAUUUCAGCUACGUUCUGGGCAGGAACACCUCCAAUACUGAAUCUUCUCACCCUCCGGCCGAGCUCAUUCAUCGAUUGUGGCGUAUUUUCACUGAGAAUUGCAAUCCGCUCACGAAACUGGUGCACGUCCCGAGUCUGCAACCUGUGAUAGAGAAAGCAAUCGCCAAUAUCAAGCAUAUCCCAAGCGGCUUCGAAGCGCUUAUGUUCGCCAUAUACAGUUUGGCUGUCCUGUCGCUUACAGAAUACGAAUGCAGAGAAAUCCUAGGAGAGAGUCGAGCGAUCCUGCUUCCCCAUUAUAGAGCUGCGACAAAAACAGCUCUAUCGCGCGCACAAUUCAUGAGCAGCACCAGCAUUGUUGUUCUUCAAGCACUCCUGCUUCAUAUCUUUUCGAUCCGAGAUGACUACGAACCGCGUGCGGUGUGGGUCCUCACGGGUGUCGCGAUCCGUGUUGCAGAAGGUAUGGGCAUGCGUCUCGAUGGCACCUUGCUCGGGUUGUCCCCUUUUGAAACUGAGAUCCGUCGGCGCAUCUGGUGGCAGCUCAGGAUGCACGAUUUCCGCGCGGCAGAGCUAUGCGGCCAGCCCAAGUUUCGAGACUUCAAGCUCGAUGAAACAACGCCCAAGAGGCCGGCCAACGUCAACGACAGCGAGCUGUAUCCAACAAUGCCUCAAGCGGCCGUUGAAUCGACCAGACCCACAGAGAUGAUAUGGUGUGUGUUUCGAACUGAGCUGGCUAGCUUUGCAGCUACCCAGAUAGCCAGAAUGCAGAAACUCGGCAAGACCGGGUACACAUCUGAGGAAUACGCUGCCAUGGAUGACCUGAAGAUCAAGGAUGUUUUCAUCGACGAGCUCGGAGACGUAAUUGAGACGAAAUACUUGCGAUUUUGCGACCCGUCUCAACCACUACAGCUCUUAACUCUAGUUGUCGGUCGGUCUGCAAUGAACCUCAUCCGCUUCAUGGCUCAUCACCCACGCAGAUGGGCCACCUUAGAGCGGGUCCCAGAAUCCGAACAGCAGUUGGUCUGGGACAUUUGUAUUCAGCUCAUGGAGCAAUACGGCAUGAUACAGUCAAGCCCGCAGCUUCGGCGCUUCGCUUGGAAUGUCCCCUACUUCCUCAGUUGGCCAGCUAUCAUCCACGUCCUCGAUACUCUCAAAGCAGAACCCCUGCGCAGAGACGCUGAGAAGGCUUGGCGGCUCAUUGACAACAUGUACGAAACCUAUUCAGAAAUGUUGCUCAACCUCAAGAAACCGAUCUUCGCGGCUGUCGGGGGACUUUGUUUGAAAGCAUUUGGUGCUCGCGAAGUUUCGCUUGCGAAGCAGAAACGGAGCCUCUCGGAUCCGCCAGGAUACAUUACCAAGCUUCGAGAACAACGAGAAGCAGCGAAAGCCAGGAGGAGAUCAGUGAUUACAAGGAGCAAGGGACAAGAGACCUUCCGUGUUGACAAGGGGAAAACACUAGUCACAACGGACACCGACACAGCUUGGCUAGAGACAAAUCCAAGCUCAGUUGCAGAAACACUGGUUGAAGCCCCACGUCAACAGCAGCAAUAUCUUCAAGCGGCAAACCUUGUCCAAGGAAGCACGAGCAAUCGGAGUGCAGACGAUGCUUUCUGGCUCAGCGGCGCUCUCGCCGAUAGUUUUUCUUCUGAUGGCGCGGCAGAUAUGAUGAAUCUAGAUACGGACGCUAUUCUGGCGCAAGACUGUUGGCUUGACGCACACAAUGGUGAAGCGAUGGAUUGGGCACAAUGGGAUGCCUGGCUUGGAAAUCUCGAUCCUGUGCGUCCAAAUAUAAACGCUGGUACAUGAACUGGGUGGGUAUUUCAGAGCCGAUGUCACACUGGCCACGCUUUCUAUAUUAUUUGACUUUUGGUUGACAU
This is a messenger RNA of Hyaloscypha bicolor E, 2132 nucleotides long. RefSeq lists its product as uncharacterized. Bases 247 to 2061 code for a protein of 604 amino acids. Gene Ontology annotation, molecular function: zinc ion binding; DNA binding. Gene Ontology annotation, biological process: DNA-templated transcription. Lineage: Eukaryota; Fungi; Ascomycota; Leotiomycetes; Helotiales; Hyaloscyphaceae. The transcript is spliced from 2 exons. The record is from RefSeq and is a predicted model, not a curated record.